Trichogramma pretiosum is the source of this 1441-nucleotide messenger RNA. Its product is annotated as non-structural maintenance of chromosomes element 3 homolog. The coding region runs from base 293 to 1105 and encodes 270 amino acids. The record is from RefSeq and is a predicted model, not a curated record. Lineage: Eukaryota; Metazoa; Arthropoda; Insecta; Hymenoptera; Trichogrammatidae. Gene Ontology annotation, cellular component: nucleus. The transcript has 5 exons.
CGAGACGCUCACAUUGAAUAAUGAGAGGCGCUACAAGUGGUAAAACGUGUAACACAUUAAACUGAAUUAAGGCGCCAAACACUUCGUCAAUUUCUUCGAGUGGGGAAGACCGGCGCGAAACAAAAUACGUAUGAUUUUUCUCCGUAAAUAAACAUCGUACAGACUGACUACAAUCAUAACUGCCAUUGGAAUAUUUUGAAACAAAGAAUAGCUACAAUUGCAGCUCUAUAGAAAAAAAUAGUUUUUUUCUCAAGUUCCAUCGGUUUUACAAUUUCCAAGUUUGAUAAGUAAAAUGUCACAAAGAUCAAGAAAAUCACGUAAAUCUUUUUCUCAACCAAGUACAAGUAGGGCUAAUGAUAAUGAUUAUGCAAUGGAUGAAAGUGAAGCUCAUGGAAGUAGGUCUCAAGCUCCUGGUUCAACCCAGAAAAAUAAAAUGAGCGAUGAAGAAAUUGCCCAUUAUGUUGCAAAUACUGUCAAGUAUAUACUUGCAGCUGAUAGAAACAAAACUCCUAUCAAUAAAUCGCUUAUUCCAAAAGCGGUAGAUUAUCAUGGAAAAGGUUUCAGAACGGUGAUGAGUAGAACUGAAAAAGUUUUGGAAGAUGUAUUCGGUUACAAAGCAGUUGAUGAUAAUGGAAAAAUCAUCUUGGUUAAUAAACUUGAAAAUGAAUUUUUAAAAGUUAGUGAAGAUGUAGGAAACAAAUAUGUACUCCUGUUUUUUUGUCUUGCCCAUAUUUACAUGAGUAAUGAAAAAGUAACAGAGAGCAAUUUAAUAGACUUUCUAAAAAAAUUGAGUAUUCUUGGAGAUGAUGGUAAUAUGAUUAAUGAACAGUUUGGAAAUGUGCUGAAUAUAAUUAAGGAGGAUUUUGUAAAAGAAAGAUACCUUGAAAUGAUCAAACCUAAAGGUAAUGAUAUUGAAAACGAAGAGGUAGAAUUCAUGUGGGGUUCCAGGGCUCUUGUAGAAUUACCAGUAAGAAAAGUCAUGGGAUUCGUUAGCAUGAUUUAUGAGCGAGAUAUGGAAAGUUGGCCACAACAAUUUAAUAAAAUGAAAAUUGUUGAAAAAGAACAAAAAGCAAGAUUGAAUCAACCAUUAAUCAAUGAAAACUAAAGUUGUUGGAAUCAGAAUCAAUUUUCUAAAUUUACAAAAGCGCAAAGACAUUUAGAACUUUGGUCUUUGUUUGAUUAGUUUUAUAGGAUUCACAAGUUAUUGUUCAACUGCCUAAUAAUUAUAUCGUUAAUUUCAUUGUAAUAUUUAGUGACAUAAGAUUUAAAAACGUUAAUGAAAAAACAGUUUAUGAGAUUGCUGUAAUGCUGAGCAUUAGGUUUCAAGUAUAUUUUUAUAUCAAUAGAUUAAAAACGAGUGCAGUGUAAUUAUUUAAUUGCGAACGUGAAUAGUGUAAUUAUUCAUUCAAAAUUCAUUAAAAAUUGAUGAAUAUUACCAAUA